GCCGCGCCCGCCUCCGCCAUUUCCCCUCGCGCCGCCGCCGCCCCCGCCGCUGCCUCGCCGCCGACGAGAUGGGUCGCGUGAUCCGCGCGCAGCGUAAGGGUGCGGGGUCCGUGUUCAAGUCCCACACCCACCACCGCAAGGGCCCGGCGAGGUUCAGGUCGCUGGACUUCGGCGAGCGCAACGGGUACCUCAAGGGCGUCGUCACCGACGUCAUCCACGACCCCGGCCGCGGCGCGCCGCUCGCCAAGGUGACGUUCCGCCACCCGUUCCGGUACAAGCACCAGAAGGAGCUGUUCGUCGCAGCGGAGGGGAUGUACACGGGGCAGUUCGUCUACUGCGGCCGCCGCGCCACGCUCUCCAUCGGCAACGUGCUCCCGAUCCGCUCCGUGCCCGAGGGAGCCGUCGUCUGCAACGUCGAGCACCACGUCGGCGACCGCGGCGUCUUCGCCAGGGCGUCCGGUGACUACGCCAUCGUCAUCAGCCACAACCCCGACAACGGCACCUCCAGGAUCAAGCUCCCAUCUGGCGCCAAGAAGAUCGUCCCGAGCAGCUGCCGCGCCAUGAUUGGCCAGGUCGCCGGCGGUGGCAGGACCGAGAAGCCGAUGCUCAAGGCCGGAAACGCCUACCACAAGUACCGCGUGAAGAGGAACAGCUGGCCUAAGGUGCGUGGUGUGGCCAUGAACCCAGUCGAGCAUCCCCACGGAGGAGGUAACCACCAGCACAUCGGCCACGCCUCCACCGUCCGCCGCGACGCCCCGCCGGGUCAGAAGGUCGGUCUCAUCGCCGCGAGGAGGACUGGCCGUCUCAGAGGCCAGGCCGCCGCCACCGCCGCCAAGGCCGACAAGGCCACUUAGAGAGCCGCUGUUACUUAUUGUUGGUUAUCAAUAUCCCGCCGCCAUGCUUAUCGCUAGCUUGAAGUUGAAGGACAUGUGUUCCAGUAUGGUCGUGUUUUUUGCUUGCAACUCUGGUGACAUUGUGAUGAAUGUUCGCAGUUUUCGUGGUCAUUGUCUGGAUUCUAAACUCCGCCGCCUAAACAAGUUUUUACCUGGUUAUUUAACCCUUGAGUUGUUGAAUUA
Messenger RNA from Oryza brachyantha (malo sina), 1076 nucleotides. Its product is annotated as 60S ribosomal protein L8. The record is from RefSeq and is a predicted model, not a curated record. Gene Ontology annotation, molecular function: RNA binding; structural constituent of ribosome. Gene Ontology annotation, cellular component: ribosome; cytosolic large ribosomal subunit. Gene Ontology annotation, biological process: cytoplasmic translation. Bases 69 to 854 code for a protein of 261 amino acids. The transcript has 2 exons. NCBI's taxonomy places the organism in Eukaryota, Viridiplantae, Streptophyta, Magnoliopsida, Poales, Poaceae.